This is a messenger RNA of Tribolium castaneum (red flour beetle), 1251 nucleotides long. Its product is annotated as odorant receptor. Gene Ontology annotation, biological process: sensory perception of smell; detection of chemical stimulus involved in sensory perception of smell. The record is from RefSeq and is a predicted model, not a curated record. Bases 1 to 1140 code for a protein of 379 amino acids. The transcript is spliced from 6 exons. NCBI's taxonomy places the organism in Eukaryota, Metazoa, Arthropoda, Insecta, Coleoptera, Tenebrionidae. Gene Ontology annotation, molecular function: olfactory receptor activity; odorant binding. Gene Ontology annotation, cellular component: plasma membrane.
AUGGCAAAAGACACGUCCCCAGUUUUACGAGAAAGUAUCGAAGUCAUGAAAUAUUUGCAACUGUGGCCCCAAAACGAACGAACGAAUUUACGCCGACGCUACUUCAUUGUUAUUUUUCUCUGCUCUCCUCUACAUCUAGGACUAGCAACACAUCUAGUCGUGUGUUUAAAAGACAAUUUGGACGUGGAUUUAAGUGCAAACAUCGCUGUCCUAUCUGCGGUCACUGGCUUGACGUACAUGCUCAUCGUCUUCGUCUGGAGCCAGGACAAGCUUGUGCACCUUUUGGCAAAGCUGGACACUCACGAAAUCUUUGGCACGCCCGAUAAUCUCACAAAACGCAGUCGGAGACUCAAUUUCUACGCAAAACUGUACUCAUAUUACUGUUACUUUGGGAUUGUGAUUUAUUCACUGGUGCAAAUUAUUGAAAUGCCGCAGUGUCGCAAAAUGAAUGAAGAGAAGGGUUUGAGUGAAAUCUGCGGCAUGAUUGUGCCCUUUUGGGCACCUUUUGACAUUGACUGGUUUCCGCUAAAACAAAUUUUCUGGUUGAACCAACUCUUGGGGAUUUAUAUUAUUAUUAAGGGAGGGGCGGCUGUCUCGAUCACCACGUUUGAAGUGGCUCAGUAUAUCUGUCUCAAAAUUAAGCAUCUUAACCGGCUUUUGAGGGAAGCUUUCGACGAUCCGUGUGACGUGGUCGUCGAACAAAAACUCCUGCACUGCAUCCGCUACCAGCAACACAUCAUUAGGACUAAUGAGCUGUUUAACGUCUGUUUUAAACACUGUAAUGGGUGCUAUGUGGUCAUGGUCGGGAUAAUAAUUGCCAGUCUGUUGAACCAAAUUCUUAAAGAAAAAAGCGUUGGGGCCUUGGUCCAUUUUGCAGGCUGGAUUUGCAGCUUUUUCAUCUGUUGUCACGCCGGUCAGGCUGUCAUUUCAGAAAGUUUGACGAUCCCAGAAGCGGCUUUAGAUUCGCAUUGGUACGAAGCUCCGGUUAAGUACAAAAAAGUUUUGCUUUUGCUUUUGGUGCGUUCGCAGAAAGCUUUCAACCUCCAAGCGACCCCGAUCGGGAUCAUGUCUUUUGAUCUUUUUAUAGCAUUGCUGAAAACUUCAUACUCGUAUUUCACGCUUUUGCACAAAUCCACAUAGGACGACACAUCUGGACGAUUAGUUGGGAGAAAUAAAUUGCUAUUUGUCUAUAUUUAGCUUAUCAGCUUUGUCGUUGUAUAACAUUUAAAUAAAAGCUAUUGUAGUCAAAAA